UUGUGCGUAUUGGACACAACUUGGUGUGCCGUGUUUUUGUUCCCGUCACUAGGAGUAGGUGUGAAUUGAGUUGAUACGGUAUCGUUUAAGGCAUAGCAGAGGAUCUAACCCCCUCACUAGAAUAAUACUUCCUUCUUCAUCAGUUCAUCCUAAUACUAAUACUACUUCAUUCUCCGUCACCACUCAACCACCAACUUUCAUAUAAAAAAAUGACGGCUUUUGGUGCUACGCAAUCUCUUAUGAAUACAAUAGAAGAUAUUCUCCGUUGCUCGCGUUAUAGCCUUGUUGGUCACUCUCAACAAAUCAUACAAGUCGUGCACAACGAGUUGCAGCCUUGGCACGAAAUUCUGAAAAGACUGGACAACACGAGCUCAAGCCGGAGCAGGAAGAAGGUGAAUGCUUUGGAUGGGAAAAUAAAAGAGGCAGUAUGGAAAUUCGAAGACUUGUUGGAAUCCUUUCUCAUACAACAGAUUCCUUCUCAACUCGAAACUCUUCCGGAGAUAGUCUCCAUUGAUCUCCAGAGUCUGCAACACGAUGUUCAUUCAUUGUUCGAAACGCUCAAGGAUAUGGAGAAGGACUACAUAUAUGAAGUAGAGACUAUGCCUCAAGACGAACCCAUUUCCUCAUCAAUAGGUUUCCAUGGACCCAACUCAAAGAUGAUUGGAUUAUCCGACCAAUUCCAACGACUCAAAUACGAUCUUAUCAGAGAAAAUGGUGACCGGAUUCUUUUCCACUGUAUAAUUGGAACGGCAGGAGUUGGGAAGACAACUCUUGCUAGGCAAAUUUAUCAAGAUCCCGAAAUUCAUAGCAAGUUUGAGUGUCAAGCGUGGGUGACCGUAGGCCGAGUACCUCAGCCGUUGAGUCAAAUUUUCCAAGGCAUUCUUGCUCAACUGUGUGGAAUUGGAAUCACUCAAGGAGACGAAGAAAUAGACUACAUUUUGAAAGAAAGAUUGGAUGGCAAGAAUUGCCUCAUUGUGUUGGAUGAUAUCUGGGACAAUGGUGUAUGGAGUAGCAUGCCUUUCUUUAAACACAUCCAGAAUGGAUGUAUUCGUGUCUUAGUUACCAGCCGACGUCGAAAAUUGAUGGAUGCUAGUAUUAGUCGGAGGGAUGAGGUGCGGUUUCUCAAUGAAGAAGAAAGCAUGGAACUACUAUGUGAGAAGGUGUUUGGUGAUGAGAUUUGCCCUCCUCAACUUCACAAAGCUGCUGUCAAAAUUGCCAAGCAUUGUGAAGGUCUCCCUCUCUUGAUUGUCACUGUUGCUGCCAUCAUUGCAAUAUCCAACCAUAAAAGAGACCUGGUCUACUGGAAUGACAUGGCAAAAGGGAGAAAUUCAGUCUUCAGGGAUGCAUAUAAUGAAAUAUCAAAGGUACUUUUCCCAAGUUACAACUACUUACCUCAAGAGCUUAAAAUGAUUUUUUUGUUUAUGGGAGUUUUCCCUCGAGAUUGCCACACUCCCCCUUCCAAGAUCACCAUCAUGCUCAUGGCGGAGGGGUUGCUUCCCAGGUAUGGUUGGGGAAAUUUAUAUCUGAAUGAGCUAGCUCACGGCUACAGCCUUGCUUUACACACUGUGAAGAGCGCUGAAAAAACUUUUACCGAGCAUCUAGUUACUGGGUUUAAAACUUGUUGGCUUCAUUCUUCAUGGCGGCACGUGUGUAGAAAAGAAGCUAGUAAGAACAAGUUUUAUCAUGUCUUAAAAAAGUUAACUGAUGCCGAAGAAGAAGUUUUAAAAGGUCAGCGCGGCUUAUGUGUAGAAAAUAACAUCUUAUUUGGCAUUAAAGACUUUCAUGACUCGGUGAGAUUGAACUGUGCAUCUUUUGCACGUUCUCUCCUUUGUUAUGGAGAUUACCACCAAUAUCCAAUACAUAUAGAUGCCGGUUUCAUGUUGCUAAGGGAAAUAGAUGCUCUUACACAACGUUUCUAUACUUUCCCAAUAGAAAUUCUAACCCUAGUCCAACUAAAGUACCUUGCUCUAACUUGCAAUGGAGAAGUCCCAGCAACCAUAUCUAAACUUUUCAACCUUCAAGUCUUGAUUAUCCAUCCACAUAUGAAAAUUAGACGUUGUGGAGCUCCAUCUUAUGUACCAAUACAGGUGUGGGACAUGCAAAAGUUAAAGCAUAUCGAGAUAUUGGGAAAAAUCCUUGUAGCUCCAUCUCAUGAUGUUUCAUUGAAAAAGCUCUCAACUCUUGUGGGGGUGAAUGCUAGUAUUUGUACUAUCUUUGAACUAUCCCAAAGAAUUCCUAACAUAAAGAAAUUAGGAAUACAGAUUGAGCUCACCCCUUAUGAGGAUCAUAGCGAUCUUUUGAGUUGCUUUGGUUGCAUUUCAACACUUAAAAGGUUAGAGACUCUCAAACUCAGUAUCACAAAUCCAGUCAUCAAGAAAAGUCAUGAUUUCCCGAUGACUGAUGGGGCAUUGAAGUUGCCAUGUAAUUUGAAAAAGUUACAUUUGAGUGGUAUGGGUUUUCCAUGGAAAUACAUGGAUGACAUUGCUUCUUUGCCAAAUCUUAAAGCUCUCAAAUUGCGAUCCUACGCGUUUCAGGGUUCACACUGGAAUACAAAGGAGUGUUGUUUUCCGAGUCUUAAGUUUCUUCUAAUUGAAGAAAGUGAUUUGGUACAGUGGAAAUCAAGAUACGGAAGCUUUCCCACGCUUAUAAACCUAAUCAUGAAAUAUUGCUACAAACUUGCUGAUAUCCGCAUACCUUCUACUUUUAACCACCAUCACCUAGAGGUUGAAUUAGAGGACUGCAAUCCUCUAGCUAUGACUUGGGCCAGACAACUAAAACCAAGUUAUUGGUUUAAUGUUACUGUUACUAUCACUUCUUCUUUUGAUAAGAAACCGACAACUAUCACAUAUGAAAGGUGUGGAAGUCGAUCUAUGUCCAAUAAUGAGGCUACGGAUGAAGAGAAUGCUGAGAUAUAUUCGCCCCAUUAUGGGAUUACAGAGGGCGGUUAUCAAGGAGAGGAUGACGAAGGCAAUGGCGCAGCUGAGGAAGUUGACAAAGAUACAUAUAUUCAUAAGCAUACAAGGAUGAUCACCAACGUCAAACAGCAUGCAAGGACGCAGAUGACGAAAAUGACGACGGGUGUACAGAUGAUCACGAGGAAUAUGAGGAGGAGAGUGAAGACGAAUAUACUUAAGAUCAUGAGGAAACAAAGGCGAGCGCUAAAGUAAAGGAGCAUGAGAACUCUUUGAGGCUUUGAAUUUGCUGGUACAGAGUGACACACAUUCUAAUAAAGGGGUAUCAACCAGCGGAUUCAGUGACUAGUCCCCCGCUGAUUUGUAGGCACCUCAAUGAGUGAGACAUUGUUUCUCUCCUGUACUCUAUUAUUUGCACUUUAACCUUUAGACAUCAAUUUCUUAAAUCGUGUAUCCAAAAAACAUGAUUCAACUAUAUUGUGACGAAAGGAAUACCAAAUACCUUUAAAAUUGUUUGUUU
Molecule: messenger RNA, 3432 nt
Organism: Salvia splendens (bonfire salvia)
Lineage: Eukaryota; Viridiplantae; Streptophyta; Magnoliopsida; Lamiales; Lamiaceae
Product: putative late blight resistance protein homolog R1A-10
Exons: 6
Coding region: 210-3167 (985 amino acids)
Biological process (GO): defense response to other organism
Molecular function (GO): ADP binding
Source: RefSeq, a predicted model, not a curated record